This is a messenger RNA of Drosophila simulans, 1762 nucleotides long. RefSeq names its product fatty acid hydroxylase domain-containing protein 2. NCBI's taxonomy places the organism in Eukaryota, Metazoa, Arthropoda, Insecta, Diptera, Drosophilidae. Gene Ontology annotation, biological process: sterol biosynthetic process. The record is from RefSeq and is a predicted model, not a curated record. The coding region runs from base 308 to 1528 and encodes 406 amino acids. Gene Ontology annotation, molecular function: iron ion binding; C-4 methylsterol oxidase activity. The transcript is spliced from 6 exons.
AAAUAAUCGCUCGCCGUUUUUUUUUUUUUGUACAAACGUUUCAUGUCGCAAAGUUAACAAUUAUUUAUAAUUAUUAUUAUUUAUUCAGUGCGCUUGCCAGCAAGCCGAAUUCGUUUUGAAUUCCACGCACAUAAGCUGCCGAACAAUCGAACAAUCGAAAAAUCGAAAUGCGUUAAAUGUCAAGGACAACGGAAAAGCCACAACAAAAACAAUAGGAAAGCAAGAGAGCGAGAAAGCAACUCAGCUGGGAAAGUUUCAAAGGAAGAGUAAGGAAAACCGGGAAAAUUCUCGAGAUUAAGCCGUAAAUAUGUCAAAUCCGGUACACGGAAAACCGCCAAAUAGCAUGGGUCUCUCAUCCGGCUCAUCAUCCGCAUCCUCGCCCAUUUCGGUGUCCCAGCAAGCGGGAAGCACUGGGAACAGCUCCUCAUCAUCCUCCUCCUCCUCCUCCUCUUCGUUGGGCGGUGGAAUCGUCAAGGACAAGGCGGGUCUGCCGCCGGUCUACCUCAACCUGAAUGAUAAUGCCAAGGAACAGACACCAUCGCCCGGUUCACCGCUGCAAAACUGGGAUGACGCCCGCACCGCCGACGUCUGGCUGUCCUCGCUGCACAGCGUCAUCUUCAUCAUCACCUGCGCCCUGGCCGCCUUCAUUCUGUUCCGCAACGUGCUCACCUGGCAUCUGCAGAGCUUUUGGGGCGCCUCCGGCGAUUUCUGGCAGUCGCAGUGGGACAAAUUCAUCGACUCGUUCGGCGACGAGCCCAUGGUUCUGUGGGUCUUCGGCACCACCAUAUUCACAAUGCUCGUCUACUGGACCGUGGGCACACUGUACACCUUCAUGGACCUGACCAAUCGGCCCGCCUGUCUGCGCAAGUACAAGAUCCAGCCGGGCACCAAUGAGCCCGUGGAGGUUCGUCGUCUGCUGAAGGUGAUCUGGUGCGUGGUCUGCAACCAGAUAUUCGUGGGCAUACCACUGGCCUACGCCAGCUACCGACUAAUGGAGAUCCGUGGACUGAGCGACAUUCGCGACCUGCCCACAUUCCACUGGGUCUGCUUCGAGCUGACCGUGUGCAUCCUGAUGGAGGAGCUGGGAUUCUACUACUCGCACCGUCUGCUGCACCACAAGCACAUCUACAAGUACAUCCACAAGCAGCAUCACGAGUGGACGGCCCCCAUCUCGGUGACGGCCAUCUAUUGCCAUCCCAUUGAGCACAUCUUUAGCAACCUGUUGCCGCCCUUCCUGGGCGUCUUUCUCAUGGGCAGCCAUGUGGCCACCGCGUGGCUGUGGUUCGCCCUGGCCAUCCUAUCCACGCUCAACGCCCACUCCGGCUAUCACCUGCCGUUCUUUCCCAGUCCCGAGGCGCAUGAUUUUCAUCAUUUAAAAUUCAACAACUGUUUCGGCGUGCUGGGCGUCUUGGAUCGCCUCCAUGGCACCGACUCCCUUUUCCGGGCCACCAAGUCGUAUGCGCGACACAUCAUGAUGCUGAGCUUCAAGCCGCCGCGCGAUGCAUUCCCCGAUCCGACGAUGAAGUAGGCCGGCGAAGUGGAAGUUCUCUUGUGCAUGGCAGCAAGCAUUUCUCAAUCUGUGUAUACAAAUUUCAAUUGUGAUAUGACCAGGCAGAUCCUAUUUUUUGUACACCUCAUAUGUAGACGUAUGGUGCAGACAACCCUAGAAUUCCGCACACACGCGAGCACAGCUCCCGGAGCGAAUCCCCCCCACAAAUGUUAAUCGAGUCGAAUAAAGCGUAAAUGUAAAUGUAUAGCCAAA